AAUCUGAUUUCACUAAUGAAAAGUAACAUUAAACGCUGUCCAAAACCAGAUCUGUAGCUCCAAUGGCCUCCCACAUUCUCUCUCUUACCAUAUUCUUCAUUCUAUUCUUGAUUUCUGCUAACGGUAGGUUGUUGCAGAAGGGUGAAAGCGUCAAUCCCGGCUCGCAUUUUCUCUCAACUGCCAAUGCCAAAAUCAAAGCAGUUUCUCGCGCCACUGCUGAUUCUUACACCACUAAUUACAACGAUGUAUUGGGGUUGGGUGUAUUAGUCACACAAUUUCCAUCACUGCUACAAGCCAAUCAAGAUCCCUGCGUCGUUCCCAUUUGGGAUUGGAUCGAAUGCAAUUCUGACCCUACACCACGUGUUAUUGCUCUGGAUCUCAACAAUAGACUUUUGUAUGGCCAACUUAUUUAUGACUUCAGUUCUAUGGAUGCUCUUCAGAGAAUUGACUUUUCCCAAAACUUUAUUUUUGGAGACAUCCCCUCAUUCUUUGGCACACUUCUAGAUCUGCAAGAACUGAACUUGGCAAGUAAUUAUUUCUCUGGAGUAGUACCAGACUCAAUAGCAUGCAACAAGAACUUGAACUUAACCCUAAGUGGUAAUUCCUACUUGACAUCCGUCACGUGUUCCAAGUCCAACAAAUCUCCAUCUUCAGCGGCAAACGGAAACUCCGGCAGCAGCAACGGCCUCGGCUUCCAAGUUCCGGCGAGUUCAAGAAGAUCGAAAAAGAAGAGUAAUCUGCCUGCAAUACUGGGCGGCACGAUUUCAGCAUUUGUAGUUUUCUGGGCUGCUAUUGGAGGUUAUGCUAUGCGUCGUCACAGAGCUAAAACAGCAGCUGCUGUUGCCCAAGAAUCCACCCCCAAACAAGGGCCUACGGAGGAGUUGCCCAUGAAUGCUCGUCCUACUGAAAUGAGCCCAUCAUCUUGAGAAAUUGCUACACACAUGUGUUCCUCUUUUUAAUUUUUGUGCAAACUUUUAGUUUCAUCAGUUUUUUCUCUUUUGUUUAAUUGGUGAUUUACUAUUAUUUGGUCCAAAUGAGAAAUUAUUUGUUUUAC
Molecule: messenger RNA, 1054 nt
Organism: Salvia miltiorrhiza (redroot sage)
Lineage: Eukaryota; Viridiplantae; Streptophyta; Magnoliopsida; Lamiales; Lamiaceae
Product: putative leucine-rich repeat receptor-like serine/threonine-protein kinase At2g04300
Exons: 8
Coding region: 63-926 (287 amino acids)
Molecular function (GO): protein binding
Source: RefSeq, a predicted model, not a curated record